Orbicella faveolata is the source of this 3787-nucleotide messenger RNA. Its product is annotated as ubiquitin-protein ligase E3B-like. The record is from RefSeq and is a predicted model, not a curated record. Gene Ontology annotation, biological process: protein polyubiquitination; ubiquitin-dependent protein catabolic process. Gene Ontology annotation, molecular function: ubiquitin protein ligase activity. NCBI's taxonomy places the organism in Eukaryota, Metazoa, Cnidaria, Anthozoa, Scleractinia, Merulinidae.
AUGAUAGUUCUUGGCCAGAAACUACACUUAUAAAUGUCACAGACUGUCUUGCACGAUGAAUUUCAGUGAAUGAGAUGAUCUAGUUUACUCCAUACAAAAUAAAAUCAAUUGAAAUUAUUUGAAGAGCUAUUUUUCCAUAUUGGUAGAUUUCUAAUAUUAUUUUAAUAACUUCCUUUUCCAUGCAGGGAUGAAUUUGACCAGUUUAUUGAACAAAGUGGGACUAAGAAACCUCCAGUUGAAUCAUGAUGAGAAGAGGUUUGAGUCUCUCUCUAGAUUUAUACUCAGCAGCAUGGAGGCACAAAAUGAACCCAAGCUAUGGUAUGUGUCAGUUGUGCUGUCACAAGAUCUUCUUCUUCUUUGGCUCCAGCAGCUGAAACAUUUGUUACUAAUUUGCUGUAAACUUCUUCGGAAACUCAAGCCCACUGUUUCCACAGAGGCAAAAAAGAUCAGUAUUUAUUUAAACAUGCUCAUUAUUUUCACUGAUUGUGGAAACUGGAAAAUUUUCAGCAUGAAAGGAGGAGAGGCAUUGCGUCCAAGCUUACAACAACUUUGUGCUAAUGUUCUGGGACAUUUGAACACUAAAGGAUUCUAUCCAUCACUUAAGGAUUUACUGAUGGCUGGGCUGGCCCGUAGCGAACCUUCCCUCAAGUCAGCUACGUUCAUGGCUGUUAUCACUUUGGCUCUGAGGCCCCUGAUUCUCAGCAACUUUUCCGAUAAUCUCAGCAGCUUAUUUAUACUCAACAUUCUCUCUGUUCCUGGUCUUAUCCUGCAUCUUUCCUCGGUUGCACCAGAUGGUUUAAAGCCCCUGAAAAGCCAUGGCAUCUAUGAAAAGGUUUUAUCAUUUCUCCAGCAAGACCAGAGCAGUAGAAUUGUUCUGAACUCCUUAGAAUGUAGCUAUACACUUUGUCUUUUAGCCAAUUUGUUAGAACUCUCUCAACUAGAUGAAGAGGUUUUCAAAGAGAAGUUAUCAGAUUUUGUGGAAGUUGUAACAAAAUUGCUCAGUUACUGCCAAUCGUACAUUGCUAAGAAGCAGUCCAAUCUUACCAACUGGCAUCCUAUAUUAGGAUGGUUCAAACAACCCUCAGAUGAAAGGCUAAAUAAUUCCAUUCCUCAUGUGAGAAAGCAGCUGCAGUCAUUGUGGAGACGGAAAGCAGUGAAUCUCUUGUUUGAAGAUCUCUUGAUUAUCAGCGAGUCUGAAAACAGUGAACUGAAGAACAAGGAUGAUAAAGGUAAUAAGAAACCGUGGUCUCGUAUAAGCAGAGGUCGAUCCAGAUCCGGACAGUCCAGUUUAUCCAGUUCACAGUCGGACGUCAUUUUGAAGGCUUGCGUCAUGUAUCAAACUGUGUUGUCUACAUUCUCUCAGAUCAAGCUGGAUAUUUUAACAGGGUUGAGUUAUCAAGAAGGAUUCGUUGUACGGCUUUGGAAGUUUUUCGAGUCGUUUGGUUCAGAUGACAGCCCGGAUGCUCGACUGUCUAGUCUGGAGAAGACGGGCUUGUUUAACAGCUGUGAACUUCAAGCAUCUCUUGUACUCUUCUGUGACUGCUGCAGUCACUUGAUGCCCAUUGUUGAUGACUCUGAGAUGUAUGAACAGCAAAAACCCUUCCGCUUAGACGAGCUGGUCAGAAUUUCUGCCUUCCUCAAUAACUUGGUCUUCAAAAUGCUGUGGAAUGAGAUGGUAGAUGAAACCAGAGAACAAAUGUUGAACUCAGCUUACACACUGUUGAUGAUACUGUACGACAGAGACUGCAGACGGACGUUCACCACUCAAGAUCACUGGCUUGUUAGGAGUGUUAAGACUAGUACAGUUGUAUCAGAGCUUGACAAGCGAAAGAAAGGAGCCUUGAUGGUGAUCCAGAAAGUGCCGCAUGUGUUACCACACAGAGAGAGAGUUCAGUUGUUCAGGAAGCUGGUCGCCAAAGAUAAAGAAGAACUUGGCAUAACACGUCCGUCAGAUGACUUUCUUCCGCAUGGAACACUAAUUACUGUUCAACGCACAAGAUUGUUGGAGGAUGGUUAUGAGCAGUUGUCGUUGCUUCCAGCUCGCACUUUCAAAGGACUUAUUCGUGUCAGGUUCAUUAAUGAACAGGGUCUGUCCGAAGCCGGUAUUGACCAGGAUGGCGUGUUUAAAGAAUUCUUAGAGGAAGUCGUCAAGAAAGGCUUUGACCCAUCGCUUGGUUUAUUCAAGAUGACAAGUGGGGAGGAAGAACGACUGUUUCCAUCAUCCACCUCCUGCAUUCACAACAACCACUUGAAAUUGUUCGAGUUCCUGGGGAAAGUGUUGGGCAAAGCAUUGUAUGAGGGCAUGGUAGUUGAAGUGCCCUUUGCACCGUUUUUCCUAAAUCACGUUCUUGGUCGUCAACACAGCAGUCUGUACAGCUCAAUAGACGAGCUGCCUUCUUUAGACCAGUCACUUUACAAGAGUUUGUGCUUCAUCAAGCAUUAUGAUGGUGAUAUUAGAGAUCUUGAACUGACGUUUUCUUUCGAUGAGGAUGUUCUUGGCAAGGUUGUCACUCAUCAGCUCAUGUCAGGCGGGAAUGUAAUUCACGUCACUAACGACAACAAGAUCAGUUACGUUCAUUUAAUGGCGCACUACCGCAUGUGUGUCCAGAUCAGGGAACAGACGGCCGCCUUCAUACGGGGCUUUAAGUCCAUCGUGCGACAUGAUUGGCUGCAGAUGUUUUCUGGUCCAGAGCUUCAGAGACUCAUUUCUGGCGACAGUGCCGCCAUGGAUCUCAGCGACUUGAGACGUCACACACGAUAUUACGGCGGUUACCAUAGCAAUCACAGAGUAGUUAAUUGGUUGUGGGAUGUACUGGAAAAAGAGUUCAGUGAAGAAGAGAAAUCCAGAUUUCUUAAGUUUGUAACAAGUUGCUCCAAGCCUCCCCUACUGGGUUUUGCACACCUUGAGCCGCCAUUUUCAGUUCGCUGCGUAGAAUGCAAUGAUGACGAGGAUGAGGGUGACACUGUCGGCAGUGUGUUUCGCGGAUUUUUCAGCAUAGGUCGCAGGCGUGAUCCAGUCGGCAGGUUACCAACCUCGUCCACGUGUUUCAAUCUGCUCAAACUUCCCAACUACAGGAGAAAAAGCACGCUCAAGGAGAAGCUCCGCUAUGCAAUCAACGCUAACGCAGGCUUUGAACUAUCAUGAGGUUGUCGUAUAAAAUCCUCAUUCAGGCUCACUACCAGUUUUUGUUAUCCUAGAAGAACACGGUACCUACAACAAGAACUGUCGCGUCAGCUUGACGUCACCAUGACCACGUCAUGUUACCAAGCAACCACACUGGCCAGGUCGCGGGCUCAGUUAAUUCUCUCAAACGAGAUUGAGGGAAUAGCUUUACUCCUUCGUCAACAAACUUGCCGUACUUUGACGUUGAGCUUAUUAAUUACUAAAGCAAAGGAAGGAAGGAACUCAUGGCCGUCUUGGUUCGACGAUAAAGCCCGGACCUUACCAGAUCAAUAUUUCGGAAAGUUGUUAAAAAGAAAUUUCAGUUAUAAACAACUGUAGAUAAAUGUUUUGUGAAUGGCAAAGAAGAUUCAGGUCGUUUGAAUUUAAAAUAAAAAGGGAGAGAGAAGUUAAGAGGACAACAAGGUUAAAGACUGUUGCGUUUUAUUUAAUAUGGUUCCUCGUCAAGCCAUUUUUAUUUCUGUUAAAAUGAAUUUUAUAAAAAUAUAUGUACAAACUAACUCCAGGGUAUUACAAUUAAGUUAGAUUAUUGCCUGUGUUUUGUAAGGUUAACAUAUGUAUUGAAACCUUGGAUGAAAAUUUAGAAAUUACAAUUACUAACAGACA